Molecule: messenger RNA, 1259 nt
Organism: Solea senegalensis (Senegalese sole)
Lineage: Eukaryota; Metazoa; Chordata; Actinopteri; Pleuronectiformes; Soleidae
Product: GTPase IMAP family member GIMD1-like
Exons: 4
Coding region: 400-1095 (231 amino acids)
Molecular function (GO): GTP binding
Source: RefSeq, a predicted model, not a curated record
CGGUACCGAUAGACUUCUUUGUUGGUCUCGGGCUGUGACACGUUUCCACCAAGUUUCAGGGAAUUUGAUGCAACUUAGUUACGGCUUUGUUUUACCAGGUUUGACCUCUGGGGGCGCUGCUGUGUUUUUAAGCAAUGUUUUAUAUUUUCAGGGUGUUUUUGUUCGACAGCUUCUUCUUUUAUAAAGCGUGUCUCUUUAAAUGGACUCAGCGAAGACAUUUGACUCUUUUACAACCUCAUAAAACAACCGAGUGUCCGAGAGAUAACCAGUUAAAGUUUAACUAGUUACCGGCACACACACACACACACACACACACAGCCUCCUGUUUCACUCCAGGAAAUGCGAUUGUGUGUGAGUGUGUGAGUGUCGCUCUUUGUCUCUACGAGAAAUAAAACGCUGAUGGAUAAACACCGUCACCGUGGCAACAGCCGCUUCGACGUGCUCAGCCGGUGGCGGCGACAGCUCGACGGCGGCGAGAGGAAUGUUUUGGCGUUGAAUGUGUUGUUGAUUGGCGACAGGCAGAGUGGGAGGAGCUCUGUGGGGAACGCUCUGAUUGGUGGAUAUGAAUUUAAGACGGGACCUGACGUCUGUGGAGUUGCCAUGACGACAGAGUACCAGGUCCUCAGCCGAAAUUACCCCCGCUAUUUCAGGCGACAGGGGGCGGAGUCUGACCUCACACUGAGAGUCGUUGACACGCCUCCCCUGGUGCCCCACCCUCAGGGCGUGCGUGAGCUUUGCCCUGAGGGCGUGCACGUGAUAGUGCUCGUGGUGAGAGUCGACGCCACGCAUGAACACACACACCUGGAGGAGUGUGUGGAGCAUCUCUUUGGUCCAGAGUGGCAUGGCCACGCCCUCCUCAUCCUCACACAUGCCGACCACCUAAAGGAGGCGGGGCUUCAGCCCUCCUUCUACCUGUCGCAGACUCCCGAUUGGCUGUCGUCCCUGUCCAACAAGGCAGUGGGCGGAGCCUUGUUCUUGGACAACAGCUGUGAUUGGCCGUCGCUCAGAGGACAGCCUGUGCGGGAGCGCGUGCUCCGCCUCUCGGCCCGAAACCAUCACCGAGCUGUGGCAGUGAGGACAGAGGUCUCACUCUGACCCGGAAAACGAGAAUUACAUUACAUGUCAUUUAGCAGACGCUUUUAUCCAAAGCAACUUAAAAUGGAAUUAAGUACAAUCAGCCAGGGGUAGAGUCGAACUUGCGACCAUUGCGACCAUGAUGUCUUUCGCACACAGGGUACCAGUCUUAACCACUGAUCCAC